UCAGCCAUUUGAACUUGUUUACCUUCUGAACAGAGAGAGAGAGAAAAUGAUGCAAAAAAUAAUAAAGCGGAUCGGACCCAAAUAUGUCUCCAUUGCCAGAACGUGGGUUCCCACGCUGGUCGGAUGGGGUACAGUUGGUGGCCUGGCUGUUGUCUAUUUUACAGACUGGCGGGUGAUUCUGGAUUAUGUUCCCUACAUUAGAGGCAAAUUCAAGAAGGACGACUAGUUGUCCAGAUCUGUGGAAAUCGGUUGCUGUGCAUUUUCACAGGGAACAAACCAAGCUGAUGCUUUGACUAGCCAGGAUAUGCGGCGCUGGUGAUGUGACAUUCAGCCAUAAAGACCGAAGAUCUGUCACUUCAUUUUAUGUGUUGAAUCAUAUCUAAUGAUGUUGUUUUGUGUGUGUGUAAAUCAGACUAGCAUGUCUUGCUAACAAGUUGUUGUCUGUACAGGGAGUUGGAAAUGGUUCUUUUUUAUGCUUGGCACAUCACUCCGCUUGAGUUUGCACACUGAAGUAUAAUUAAUGCGACAGUUUGUACAUAUUCCUUGUACUUCUUAAUAAACUGUGCACUUUUUGUUGAUGGAAAUCAGCGCCUCUUUGAGGAGGCAUCUUGCUUUCUUACCCAUACAAAAUGUUCCCAUGGUAACCAUGGUUUCUGCCAAAAUGCCCCUCACGAAAAAAGACAAUCUCCCAGAAUCCCAUGCACAUGUAUUCCAGCACAAUCCCACAGGAUUUUCGUAUGGGAUUUCCUGCAGGACUUUUAAAAUCCCACAAGACUCGCGCAGGAAGCCUACUAACGUUA
Messenger RNA from Sinocyclocheilus grahami, 800 nucleotides. RefSeq names its product ubiquinol-cytochrome c reductase, complex III subunit XI (gene uqcr11). The coding region runs from base 47 to 226 and encodes 59 amino acids. The record is from RefSeq and is a predicted model, not a curated record. Gene Ontology annotation, biological process: mitochondrial electron transport, ubiquinol to cytochrome c. The transcript is spliced from 2 exons. Gene Ontology annotation, cellular component: mitochondrial inner membrane. NCBI's taxonomy places the organism in Eukaryota, Metazoa, Chordata, Actinopteri, Cypriniformes, Cyprinidae.